AGAUAAUAAGUAAUAGAAAUGAGUAGCAGCGUUUCAAGGAUAAUAUUAUGGUAUGAUAGUUUAGUAGUUGGAAUUGCUGCUUUCUUCUUCUUCUUCUUCUUCUUCAUCUGUCAUGUUCAUGUUAAUGCUAAAGAUACACUUGCCCCUGGAGAAAAUCUGUUGUUUUAUGCCGGAAAUUACUUGGAGUCAUCAAACACACAGUACAGGUUAAAAUUCAUGCAGAAACCGGCGGGGGGCUCUACCUUCAUCAGCUGGUAUUUGUGUAUACAGUUGGCCAGGUAUCACUCCCAAGAGAAUCCGGAAGAUAUUACGAUUUGGGUUGGUUGGCAGGGCCAAACUGAUUUCUCUCCCCAUUUAUCAAUGUCAGAAGAGGGGCAAUUGAUAAUAUAUGCUGCAGGUAAAGAUUUCAUUGUAAACAAUCAACAACCUUCUUCUUACGUUAAAAACACAACGGCAACUCUUCUUGAUAAUGGAAACUUAGUUUUGCAAAGUCCAGAGGGGCGUACGUUGUGGCAAAGUUUCGAUUACCCCACAAAUACUUGGCUUCCAGGCAUGAAAUUGGGUUGGUUUGGGCUCAAAACACCACGCCCUCACCAACGUUUUCUCACUUCUUGGACAAGCCAGCAAGACCCUUCUCAUGGGGCUUUUACCUUUGGUGUUGAUCCAAACAAUACUAAGCCACAGCAAGUUCUUAUGAGAAGAGGGAUUGUUUAUUGGCAAAGCGGGCCGUGGAAUGGUAAAGACUUUACAUUUCUUCCAAGCUCUGGCCUUAUUAACUUCAGCUAUUUCUCUGACGACAACGAACGCUACUUCAUUUUGAAUGAAGAUCUUCAUUUCAAUUUAACCUAUAUCCUUAUUCAUGCAUCUGGGGAAGUAACUGUAGAAAAUCGUGGAGAUAAUAUAUAUUCAUCCUUAAGUUAUAAUGACUGUUACAAUAGUGAAACGUCUUAUUUAGGGUGCGUAAGAGUCAAGAAAUCCAAUUGUAGUGUUGGAGACAAUGACUGGUUCCAUUCAACAACUGGUUUCAUUGAUGGAUGGGAACAACAUUUGUUUAACUCCACAUUUGGUAUCACUGACUGCAAGGAAAUGUGUGCAAAUAAUUGUUCUUGCAAAGCCUAUGUUUCUAUCAAUGCAGAAGCUGGAACAGGAUGUAAAUUUUCUUCUUCCCCUUCCUACCAUUAUGGCUCUGACGGUGAAGCUCUUUACAUUCGCCACAAUGCCAAACCAGCAAAUGGAACCAAAUUGUCUCUCCAUCCUGCCCCUCCGGCUUCCACAAAGACAAAGUCACACCACAAGAAAACAGCAACUAUAGCUGCUCUUACAGUACCAUUAUUUCUGGUGAUCCUUGCCAUGGUUUUCAUUGUGUGGUAUAUGAAUCCAAGAAAAUGUUGCCGCAGUUGCAUCUUAGCCCCAACUGAACAUUCAAGGCAACAACUUGCUGGUAAGGAGGAUGACAACUUACCUUUCUUCAAUUUCAAAACCAUAGAGAUGGCUACCAAUUACUUUUCUAUUGAAAAUAAGCUCGGUCAAGGAGGAUUUGGUCCUGUAUAUAAGGGAAUAUUGCCUAAUGGUCAAGAAAUCGCAGCAAAGCGACUCUCAAAAAUAUCUGGACAAGGAAUUGAACAAUUCAAAAAUGAGGUUCUAUUGAUUUCAAAAUUGCAGCACAGGAAUCUUGUAAGACUUCUAGGUUGUUGCACUCAUGAGGAUGAAAGAGUAUUAAUAUACGAGUAUUUGCCAAAUAAAAGUUUGGAUUCAAUUCUUUUUGAUGAAAGGAAGAAAGAUUGUCUUGAUUGGAGAAAGCGUAUCUCCAUAAUUGAUGGGAUUGCACAAGGGCUUUUGUAUCUUCAUAAGUAUUCAAGAAUGAGAAUUAUUCAUAGGGAUCUUAAAACAAGUAACAUCUUACUAGACAUUCAUAUGCAUCCAAAGAUUUCAGAUUUUGGAACGGCUAGAAUAUUUAAAGAUAAUGUUGAUCAAGCAAGCACAAAAAGCAUUAUUGGGACUUAUGGUUACAUGUCUCCGGAAUAUGCAAUGAAUGGUUGUUUCUCCGAGAAAUCUGAUGUUUUUAGCUUUGGAGUCAUGGUAAUGGAGAUAGUGAGUGGAAAGAGAAACAAUGACUUCUACAAUCCAAAUCAUGUUUCAAAUUUACUCGGUCAUGCUUGGGAUAUGUGGAUAAAAGGAAGAAUUUCAGACUUAAUAGAUUCAACAAUGGAAAAAACAGUUUCAAUAAAUGAAGCCACAAGAUGUAUCCAAGUAGGUUUGCUAUGUGUUCAAGAUAAUGCAGCAGAUAGGCCAACAAUGUCAGAAGUGGUAUCUAUACUUGGUAAUGAAUCAACAAUCUUACUUACCCCUAAACAACCUGGUUUCUUUACCGUUAUCGGCUUAAAAUGUGAUGAUGUCGAUAACAAUCCAAAAGCCUCGGCUAAUAUGAUCACAAUUUCAGACAUUGAAGGUCGAUAACAACAUAACCAUGGUGUUUAUCACACUGCUCUCAUUACACAAUACUCCUAUUUUCCGUUUCUUUUAAUUUUUUUUUCUAUUUGAAUGGUGUAAUCAUUUGAGACCUACUUUUGCUGUUGAAAUGUUUGUCAAAAAAUUAUUAGAAAUUGCAUAUUUACUGUUAUAAUGCUGA
This is a messenger RNA of Ipomoea nil (Japanese morning glory), 2629 nucleotides long. RefSeq names its product G-type lectin S-receptor-like serine/threonine-protein kinase At4g27290. Gene Ontology annotation, molecular function: protein serine/threonine kinase activity; ATP binding. The record is from RefSeq and is a predicted model, not a curated record. The coding region runs from base 19 to 2457 and encodes 812 amino acids. The transcript is spliced from 8 exons. Gene Ontology annotation, biological process: protein phosphorylation. NCBI's taxonomy places the organism in Eukaryota, Viridiplantae, Streptophyta, Magnoliopsida, Solanales, Convolvulaceae.